Molecule: messenger RNA, 3190 nt
Organism: Venturia canescens
Lineage: Eukaryota; Metazoa; Arthropoda; Insecta; Hymenoptera; Ichneumonidae
Gene: Art7
Product: arginine methyltransferase 7
Exons: 5
Coding region: 321-2456 (711 amino acids)
Biological process (GO): peptidyl-arginine methylation
Molecular function (GO): protein-arginine N-methyltransferase activity
Source: RefSeq, a predicted model, not a curated record
UUCACACAAGCAAGUUUUCAAAUUUGUUCUACGAAAAACAAUCCUAUGUCACUAUGAUCUAAUUGCAAUGCCGUACACUUCUGGGGACAUGUAAAACCAUGUAAAACCAUUCAUGAACCAUGUAAAACCACUCAACAAUUUAAAUUCGACUAUAGAGCACGCUACCCUGAUCUACAGCCGGUAAAUCUCUGACAACGAAGUCUGAUUCGUUGACUAUCGUCGCGUUCAAUAACCGCGACAAUAGCGCCAGUUGUUAUACAGUGGUUUAUCUACGACUGGUAUUUUCGCCUGAAAACCACAAAAGUGCCACAAGUUUAUGCAUGCAUCGCAUCGCAACAACACAGUAUUACAAAUUGUUUCGAAAUAUGAGUAUAUUUACUCAAAAAUUCGACCCCAUAACCGGUCGCAGUGCAUGGGAAAUGCAAGAUCCAGAUUAUGAUUAUCAUCAGGAAGUUGCACGAUCGGCUUUCGCUGAUAUGCUUCAUGAUCAUGAACGUAAUGAAAAAUAUUACAUGGCAUUGAAAGCGGCAAUAGAGAUCAAACACAGAGUUGGUCAAAAAGCAAAUGUUCUCGACAUUGGUACUGGAACAGGAUUACUCUCGAUGAUGGCAGCGAAAUGUGGAGCUGAUUCUAUAAUUGCAUGUGAGGGCUUCAGACCUAUGGCAGAUUGUGCAGCUAGGAUUAUCGAAAAAAAUGGUUAUAGCUCGAUGAUAAAUCUAAUCCGAAAACGUUCGACAGAAAUGACAGUAGGUGAGAACGGGGAUAUGCCUUCGAGAGCAAACAUUUUAGUUACUGAGGUCUUUGACACUGAAUUAAUCGGGGAAGGAGCAUUGUCAACAUUUCAACAUGCGCAAGAAAAUCUGCUAGAAAAAGACAGUUUGGUCGUGCCCAGCAGUGGUACGGUGUGGGCACAAUUAGUAGAAAGCAAUCAUGUCCGUGCUUGGAAUAGAAUAAAUCCCUUAAUUGAUCCUGAUUCGGGAAAAACAUUGAUUGUUCCACCGAAGAAAACAAGCGUUUGUCCAGGUGCUUCAGCAGUUCACGAUAUUCAAUUAUCACAGUUACCAAGAGAAUGCUUCACUCCGUUAUUACCACCACAGCCGAUGUUCACAUUCGAUUGGACAGGAAGGAAGCCUCUAGUGUUUGAGGAGAAUGUGGCCUUACGAGCGAAAGCAAUAGCUUCAGGAACGGCUCACGCAGUUUUCAUGUGGUGGGAUUUGACAAUGGAUUCGGAAAAUAAAAUAUUAUUGAGUUGCGCACCAACUUGGGAGCAUCCGGAUGCCAAAGAGUAUAUGAAAAAUGGAUCCACUCUAGAAGAGGCAUCAGAUAAAAUUCCUUGGCGCGAUCAUUGGAUGCAAGCAAUUUAUUAUCUUCCGGAAGAGCAUUCGGUCGAGAAGGACGAAGAGCUCAUCCUUGUUGGAGCACACGAUGAGUACUCAUUUUCAUUCAAAAUAGAAAAAGCAUUGACGAAACUGACGAAUGGCCAAGAUCGAGAAUACAAAAUUGAUCCACCCACUUGCGAGUGCUCGUUACAUCUCGCCUACUCCAGAACACGUAUCGGUCAACUGAACGAUGCGAAACGAAACGAAAAAUAUGUGCGAGCUUUACACAAGAGAAUAAACAGUGAUACCGUAUGUCUUUGCCUUUCGGAUGGCUCAAUUUUAAGCUUGGCUGCUGCUUCAUUAGGUGCUAAACGAGUCAUUGCUCUUGAACCUUGUUGCCUCUCGCGAAGAACCCUUGAGAAUUUUGUAAAGGCCAAUGACCUCGAAUCACGCGUUACAAUCAUUGAAUCGAUUGACGAUUUGCCCGAUAACGAGAAACCCAGUUUUGUUUUUGGGGAUCCAUAUUACGUCACAUCCAUUCUGCCCUGGGACAAUUUAAGAUUUUGGUAUUUAGCGACUCAUUGUGCACCGGGUGUCCCGAGGAUACCCGAAGCGGCGAAAAUUCGAGCGGUCGCCGUUCAGUUCAAAGAUCUUCACAAAAUUCGAGCCCCUCUCGACAUUUGUGAGGGCUUCGAUCUUUCAACGUUCGACAAAUUCGUACAGGCCUCCAGCGAGAUAAGCGACAAUCCAGUAGAACCUCAUCCUUUAUGGGAAUAUCCAGGGAUUGCUCUGAGUCAACCAUUUGAACUAGCACAUUUUGAUUUGACAAUGGAUCUUAUGAAAAAUCACGUAACUAAUUCAUCUGGCAAAAUUUCAUUUGACGUGCGAGGUUCGUGCAACGGAAUCGCAAUAUGGUUGGAUUGGAUUCUCGACCAUGAAACGACUAUUUCAACGGGACCAACGUGCGAUGUAAUUCCAGGACAGGGAAUAUCUUGGGACUUUCACACGAGACAAGGCGUUUUUUUGUUCAGAAAUAUCAGCGAAAUUAACGAAACAAAUGUACUCAAUUGGACGUUCUCACAUCGUGCUGAAGAAACGUGGCAAUGUGAUUUUGACUUCAACAUCAAAUCACGAUAACCGAAUUCCAUCGUUUGACUCCAACAUAUUACGACACUGUUACAGUUGAUAGUUUUAUUUGUGCUGAUAUCAGUGCUCGCUUCAAUCGCAAGGAUGAUCUACAGAAUUUGAGGAAUGAGCCUUGAAGCCAGAAUAUCGUGUCAAGUCUACAAUACAAUUUCGCACAGCAACUUUAUGUCCAUCCAUGACUGCCCACUGCCAUAAAGCCAAAACACCACAUUAAUAAAUGGAAAAUUGCAAAAAAAAUCGUGGCUCCUUUAAAUUGAGGGUUCCAAUUCAUAUCUUCUUAAGAAGAGCUUCAUAUCCGCAAUAGCUGAAGCCCAAAUUAGCUUUUAUAUGUCUGAUUGACGUGUGUUGCAAAAGUUACACGAUUCAACAAGAGGAAUAUUGAAUAAUAACGAAAAAACAAGAGUGAAGAUAACAGUACAGAGUUCAAAAAGGGCAACAACCACGGUAGAAAAAAGUUUCACGAAAUAACAGUCAUAACAUUUAUUUCUCAUGUAUCCCAUUUUGCCUGUAUCUUGUACGUUCUUUUCUUGAUUAUGCAUAACCAAAAAUGCCACGCGACUUCGCUGUGAAUCUUAAGAACUUGGUCAGCUAAGCUGAAGAAAAAAAUGUCGAAUAACAGUAAACUGUCGAGAGCAUUGUAACAUUGGAGUAGAUUCUGCUUUAGAAAUUACUCCGUUAUAAAAAAAAACGUCACCACAAUAAUGAAUAAAAAUUUGACAAUAUUA